AUGGAGGACAAAAGUAAUAGUACUGAAGCUGGAGCAGCUACUUCGUCUAAAAAUGUUGAUAAUGAAUCGUUUAAUAAGGAUUUGCAUGGGCAUGAUUCUCAUCCUGACAAUGUUGAUGCAAACAAGGAGAAAUCGAAUGAAUACUUGCAUGGUGAGAAAAAGACUAGUGGGUCGUAUGCAGCUGCAAUGAAGAAGAAUGAGACUGUUAAAAAGGUAAAUUUUCGUUUGAUCGAUGUGGAAUCUGUUACAGAAGGUGUCGAUUUAUUGAUCCCUCUUGCUUCUGUUAUUGAGUUCGAGUCAAAGGAAGGAAUGCUUCAAGUUUUAGAAAAAGGACCAUGGAUGAUACAGUCUAUACCAAUAUUCCUAAAUGAAUGGACUCCUAAUAUUUCACUGGCUAAAGUGGACAUGACCAAUGUUCCGGUGUGGGUUAAAUUGUAUGAUGUUCCAUUGGCAGCUUAUACGGAGGAUGGUCUAAGCAUGUUGGCAUCCAAAUUGGGUCGAGCAAUUUUACUUGAUACUUAUACUAGUCAUAUGUGUGUGAACUCUUGGGGUAGGCACUCGUAUGCAAGGGCGUUGAUUGAAAUUGAUGCUACACGAGGUUUUAAAGAGAACUUGGUAAUUGGCAUUCCUAAUGUAAAUGGGGAGGGAUUUUCCAAGGAAACGGUGUCCAUUGAAUAUGAAUGGCGACCACCACAUUGCACUCAUUGUAAAGUUUUUGGCCACAAGGAUAAUAACUGCCCGAUGCAAGUUAAGGUGGUUUCUGAAAAUCAAAAGGAGGAUGAUUUUAUCGAGGUUAGUAGGGAGAAGAAGAGAAAUAGUGGAAAGCAAGCUCCUAGUAAACCUGUCUCUAAUUCAUCGACUUCCUCUAAAAAUCCAUCAAAUGCUGAAGUUAGUACGAGUAAUCCUUACUCGGUGUUAGAUGAGUUUGGUGAUAAGGAACUUUCAAUGGAUGGUUUCAAAAUGCAGAAUUCUGAAAAGUUGAAGAACAAUGCUCGGGAUUCGAAUAUUUCAUUUGGUAGUGAUGAUGAUGAAGUGGAAGACGUGUAUGAUGAGUAUGCGGAUUUUGUUAAGAACAAUAUAGGGGCAAGCACUCCUAAACAGCCGAGCCUAUGUUCUAAGGUGUUUCCUAGAUGGAAUUGGGCUUCAAACGCUAGUUCUUGUGUUAAAGCACCUCGUAUUAUUUUGGGAUGGGAUAUUAAUGUUGUUGAUAUUAUAAUUGUAUCUCAAACUGAUCAGGUUUUACACACCCAGAUUAUUUUCAAGGAUGAAAAGAAGGUUCUGUUGUGUUCUUUUGUUUAUGCCCACAAUCGUUAUUCUCAAAGGCGUGAGCUGUGGCGUAAUCUGGAUAUGCAUAAGGUUUAUGUCCAUAAUAAUGCAUGGUAUAUUUUAGGCGAUUUUAAUGCAGCUUUAAACUUGGAAGACAAAUCUUUUGGAAGCUCUAAUGUGGAUAUUGCCAUGAGGGAAUUUAAAGAUUGUGUUGAUGCGAUUGAGGUAUCUGAUGUUAAUACGGCUGGUUUACACUUUACCUGGAAUCAGAAACCACAAGGUAGUGAUGGUUUGCUUAAAAAGAUUGAUCGUAUUAUGGCUAAUGAUAAAUUUCUGGAUAGUUUUAUGGGUGCUGUGGCUGUCUUCCAACCUUAUAGAAUAUCUGAUCAUUCUCCGGCUAUUUUGCGUUUGCCAAGGAAAGUUAAGUUUGUGCCUCGGCCGUUUAAGUUUUCCAAUGUUCUUAUUCAGGAUCCAGGAUUUAGCCAAGUGGUUGCUUCGGCUUGGACAACUGACGUGCAAGGAUUCCAAAUGUAUUGUGUGGUAAAGAUGCUAAAAAGUUUGAAGAAACCUUUACGUAAACUUCUGUAUGAUAAAGGAAAUCUGUAUCGUAAGGUAGAACUGUGUAGAAAGGAUUUGGAUGAGGUGCAAAAGUUGCUUGAUUCGGAUCCAUUUAAUUCUGUGAUUAGGGAGGACCAUGCUACCUGCCUUAAUGCCUUUAAUGAAGCACUUCUGGAUGAGGAACGGUUUUUGAAACAGAAAGCUAAGGUUGUCAAAGGGAAAACAGCUUGUAAUAGGAUUGAUACGAUUUCUGACUCUAAUGGAAGGCUUCUUGAUGGUGAUGAUGUAAAGAAUGCUUUUAUCGCGCAUUAUACCCAAUUUUUGGGUCAAAGUGCGCCGGUUUCAAGACUAAAUUCUCUACAUUUAUUCGAUAACAGAUUAUCUCAGGAGCAAGCUUUGCUAAUGAUUUCUGAGGUCACUGAUGAAGAAGUGAAAAGUGCCAUGUUUUAUAUGGGAGAUGAUAAAUCUCCAGGAGACCGGAUGGAUUUUCAGCUAAUAAAGAAUUCUUUGAAGGAUUUGGUUAGUGAUAAUCAACUAGCGUUUGUACCGGGCAGAAGGAUUACUGAUAAUAUCCUUUUAACUCAAGAGUUGAUGCACAAUUAUCAUCUCGACCGGGGUCCCCCUCGAUGCGCUCUCAAAGUCGAUAUUCAAAAGGCAUAUGAUACGGUGUCUCUUAAUGGUACUACUCAUGGCUAUUUUCAAGGUAAGAGAGGUCUUCGGCAGGGUGACCCUCUGUCUCCGUAUUUAUUUACUUUGGUUAUGGAAGUUUUGAAUUUGAUUCUGAAGAGACAGGUUCGAAACUCUAAUGGAUUUAACUAUCAUCGACAGUGUGAUAAACAGAAGAUCAUUAAUCUUUGUUUUGCGGAUGAUUUGUUUAUCUUCUUGCAUGGAGAUGUCGAAUCAGCAAGGGUUGUAAGUAGAGCUUUGAAUGAGUUUAAACAAGUGUCGGGCUUGGCACCCAGUCUCCCAAAGAGCACUGCAUUUUUCUGCAAUGUUCUUAAUCAUGUAAAGGUUGCUAUUCUAAAUGUUUUACCUUUUGAUGAAGGCACUUUACCGGUUAAGUACUUGGGUGUCCCUUUGGUGUCUUCAAGACUGCGAUAUCGUGAGUGUAGGGGGCUGUUGGAAAGAGUGCAACAACGUAUUAAUGAUUGGAAGAACAGAUUUUUAUCAUUUGCAGGUCGCCUUCAGCUGAUCAACUCUGUUAUUGCUUCUAUGCAUGUGUAUUGGUCUUCGGCUGUCAUUCUUCCCUCUCAAGUUAUCCACGAAAUUGAACAAAUGAUGAGAAAUUUCCUAUGGAGUAGUGGUGAAUAUAAACGGGGUCAGUCCAAAGUUGCUUGGGAGGUUGUGUGUCUUCCAAAGACUGAAGGAGGAUUAGGUAUACUAUGUAUUGAAGCUUUCAAUAAUGCUCUAAUUUCGGUCCAUAUAAGGAAUAUUGUAGCUCAUAAGGAAUCUCUUUGGGUUCGGUGGAUUCAUUCUUACAAGUUAAAAGGACGAUCGAUAUGGGAUGUGCCUGCUCGUGGCUCCUUGUCUUGGAGCUGGCGGAAGAUACUACAGGUGAGAUGGUUAAUUCGUAAACAUUUGUGGUUUGUUCUUGGUAACGGCAUGACUGCUUCGGCAUGGUAUGAUUCCUGGAGUUCUCUGUGUCCUCUUUCAGAUCAUUUAUCUCCUAGGAUGAUCACUAGUGCUGGAUUUUCUCUCAAUGACAAGAUUCCUGUUUUGAAUACUUUGGAAUUGGAUCGACUUAUGUGGAAAGAUUCUAACCAAAAUCUGCUGGAUUUUUCGGUCAAUGUGGUGUGGGAGGAUCUACGUCCUCAAGCUGCUGUAGUGGAUUGGUUCCCGAUUGUUUGGUUUAAUCAGAAUGUACCGAAGCAUGAUUUUAUCUUAUGGCUGAUUUAUAAACAAAAGUUGAAGACUCAAGACAUUAUGGCACAUUGGGAUGUGAAUAGAUCUCUUUCUCUUUGCUGCUCAUUGUGCGAGCUACAACCGGAUUCUCAUAACCACCUGUUUUUUGAAUGCCCUUUGUCUUCAAAGGUUUGGAAUUCUGUCAAGUCUAGAGCGGAGUUGAAUAAUGUUGCUCCAGAUUGGAUGUCUAUUGUUGCUGCAAUUCUUCCUAUAGCAAGCAAGUCCUUUGUGCAAAGCGUUGUUGCAAAACUUGUUUUGGCUGCAUCUACAUACUUUAUAUGGGAUGAACGCAAUGCAAGAUUAUUUCGUCAACAAAAAAGAACGAGGGAUCAAUUAAUUGGUGCUAUUGUUGAGACAGUAAGGCUCAAACUCCUUACGUGCAGAUUCAAGAGGACAAGGCGUGUUGAGCGGUUCUUAACAGCUUGGGAUUAA
This is a messenger RNA of Erigeron canadensis, 4158 nucleotides long. RefSeq lists its product as uncharacterized. The transcript is spliced from 8 exons. Bases 1 to 4158 code for a protein of 1385 amino acids. The record is from RefSeq and is a predicted model, not a curated record. NCBI's taxonomy places the organism in Eukaryota, Viridiplantae, Streptophyta, Magnoliopsida, Asterales, Asteraceae.